AUGGUAAUCAUUAAUAACUUAACAUUCAAUCAGGAUUACUCGUGUGUUUCGGUAUCCACCACGAAGUAUCACAAGAUAUUCAAUUGUGAUCCAUUUGGAGAAUUCUAUUCUUCUUAUCAAGGUUCAUCGGGUACAAAAGGCGAUAAGCCAAAUGAUAAUGACAAAGAAAUUAUUAUUGACAAAGGCAAUGGUAAUGAAUACAAUAAGAUAGGAGAAGAUUCUCCGACGCUGUAUUUGAAAAUGUUGUUUUCAACUUCACUUACUAUUAUCAUUCCCCAGAAUGAAUCUGUGGGGAACAGGCUAUUAAAAAUAUAUAAUUUGAAGCAAAAUAUGAAGAUAUGUGAAUUGACCUUCCCGUCGCAUAUAAUAGAUGUUAAAUUGAAUAGGAAGCGUCUCUGUGUUAUAUUAGAGAGUGGACAGAUAUACAUCUAUGAUUUGAGCUGUGUGAGGUUAAUUAAAGUCUUGGAAAUCAGUUCGUUUUCCUCUAAGGACAGUGAGGAGGAAACCCACCAGAAGCUAUUCGUUGGAGACCUCGGGGCAGAGGACAAGUCAUUGCUUGUGUUACCAAUUUCAAAUAUAACGGAUCAAACGGACUUAUUCAAUACCGAAAAUGGUGUAAAUGUGACGAGGGCUAGCGAUUCAAAUAUUCUUACGUCUCUCAAGCCACUCAUUGAAUUUACAGAGAACAAGAUUGAUAAAGACAUCAUUACUCUAGAAGACUUACAGAAGGACUCGAAUGGGUGGGUAUUGAUAUAUGAUACCAUUAAGCUCAAGCCCAGGUUGAUCUACAAGGCCCACGAUUCAUCUCUCGCCAAAAUCACAAUUUCCAACGAUAACAAGAAGAUAGCCACCGCAUCUUCAAAAGGGACCAUUAUAAGAGUCUGUCACUUAGAGUCAUCGGAUGACGAGGACGUAUCUAAGCCGUUCAAUAUUUCGCAGAUAAUUAACUUGAGACGGGGCCACAACAUAGCCAAGGUCAAUUGCUUGAGUUUCAGUCUCGACAACCUGAUAUUGGGAUGCGGAUCCGAGUCCAACACAAUUCAUUUCUUCAGGCUCCUGAAGCAACCGCAUGAAAGCUUCGAGUAUGAAGAGGACCCCGCUAACGAGAGCGACCCCGACGACGAAGACAGGUCGUCGGAGGACCUCAACCAGAACUUGGCCAACUUGCUCAUCUCCAAGACCCCCGACGCAUCGGCCCCCGACCAAAAAGACCUGGCCAAGUCGUCGUAUUUCGGUGUCCUAAAGAAAAAGGUCGAGGGCUCGUCCAGGUUCAUGAACAACCCCUACACCCAGACUAUCGUCAGGAACUUACCCUACAAAAACUACUUCGAAAACCUCAUCUGGGAGCCCCCCAGAAGGGCCUUCGCCUACGUCAAGCUACCAGAAUACACCCCUCCCCAAUUGUUCAAUCUCCACCAGUCCAAAAACAAAGUGGCCAUUGGUUUUGCUAAUACUAACAACAAUGGCCACUUGAUAAUGCUUGCAUCUUAUCAAACGGGCCAAUUCUACCAUUACCAGCUCCCAAAGCCCUCUGAUCAGCCGGAGCCAUCCGACCUGCGUCAUGAAUGCAACCUAAUCGCUCAGUACAGCCUAUUGUGA
This is a messenger RNA of Debaryomyces hansenii CBS767, 1599 nucleotides long. RefSeq lists its product as uncharacterized. Gene Ontology annotation, biological process: autophagy of mitochondrion; nucleophagy; protein lipidation. NCBI's taxonomy places the organism in Eukaryota, Fungi, Ascomycota, Pichiomycetes, Serinales, Debaryomycetaceae. Bases 1 to 1599 code for a protein of 532 amino acids. Gene Ontology annotation, molecular function: protein binding; phosphatidylinositol-3,5-bisphosphate binding; phosphatidylinositol-3-phosphate binding. The record is from RefSeq and is a predicted model, not a curated record. The transcript has a single exon. Gene Ontology annotation, cellular component: cytosol; phagophore assembly site membrane; fungal-type vacuole membrane.